AUAUAUAUAUAUAUACUUUCAUAAAUAUAUAGAUUCAUAGAUAGAUAGAUAUAUAUAGACAUUAAUAGAAUAGAUAGAAAUGGAGGCUCCACAGAAGAGAUGCCGUAAAUCUGUGGUGUGGGAGCAUUUCCAUUUGGAAACCCCAAAUAAAGUGAGAUGUAUGUAUUGUGAUAGGCAGCUAGCCUACUUCAACAAUACAUCAUCCAUGAUGCGCCAUUUGAGGAGCACUCAUCCUGCCAUUUUGCAGUGUGCAGAGGAUGGUAACAUUCCCCCUGUACCUAGGCCUGCUACUGACACUGCUGGGCCAUCUAAACAAGGCAGACAGAGGGAAUUGGAUGAGGCUCUUGUAGACAUGGUGGUAAAGGAUUUGCAGCCCUUCACUAUCGUGGAGGAUGAGGAUUUCAUGGCUUUUGUGAACAAACUUGAUCCAAGCUAUGUCCUCCCAUCCCGGAAGGCACUUAAAACGAUGGUAACCGAAAGGUACAACAUUUCUAAGGAGAAGACAAUGGAGGACCUAAAAAAGGCAGAUUUUGUUAGCCUUACAGCUGACAUGUGGUCCUCCAUUAAUAUGGACGGAUACCUUGGUGUUACUUGCCACUACAUAACACCAGAGGCAAAGCUGGCAACUGUUGUACUGGGUGUAAGGAGGUUUUACCAAACACACACAGCCCAGCAUCUCAUGGAGGCUAAAGCUUUGCUAAUGGCCGAGUGGGGAAUAACCACCAAAGUUCAGUGUAUGGUGACUGAUGAUGCAUCCAACAUGAUCUUAAGUGCCCAGCUACUGAACCUUCGACAUGUCCCAUGUUUUGCCCACAAUUUAAAUUUAAUUGUAAAAAAGGCCCUAGAUCAAACCCCACUCAUCAAUGAAAUACGACAGAAAGCCAGAAAGAUAGUGGGGUUAUUUAGAUCCAGCUGCAAAGCAAAGGACAAGCUUGUGGAGAUGCAGGGCUUGAUGGGCAGACCAGCUCUGAAACUGAUGCAGGAGGUGGACACAAGAUGGAACAGCACUUACGACAUGUUGCAGCGCUUGUAUGAGCAACGAGAGCCAGUGGGUGCAGCGCUAUCAAAUUUAAACAGUGAUACUGCUCCGCUGACAAGUUUUGAGUAUAACAUUAUACAAGAAUCAUUGUCACUACUGCAGCCUUUCAAACUCGCAACGACAGAGUUGUCAGAGGAACAGAGAGUGUCUGCUUCAAAGCUCAUACCACUUUACAGGAUGUUGCAGCACAAGCUAUCGCAGAAAAAAGGCCAAUCAGCACAGGAAUCAACUGCACAAUUAGGUAGGCCACAAUGACCAUACUACUGUAUGUAAUGUAUUGGCCACAACUGUCAUAUUAUUUUUUAUCAAUAUAACCAAUAUGGUUUGCUUGUGUUUUGAACACGCACACACCUGCAAGAAGGUCUGCACUCAAGAUGUGGUGGGUACGAGUCAUUCAGAGCCUUGGCUCUGGCUACACUGCUGGACCCAAGGUUCAAAAAUGUGGGUUUUGGAAAUCCUGCCAAAGCCCAGGAGGCUGAAAAGCAGAUCACACUGGAGUGUGCUUCGCUGAUGCGUUCAAACACAGCAACUCCUGAGCCACAGUCAACAUCAGGCCCAUCAUCAUCAUCAUCAACAACAACAUCAA
This is a messenger RNA of Carassius gibelio (silver crucian carp), 1625 nucleotides long. Its product is annotated as zinc finger BED domain-containing protein 4-like. Bases 80 to 1294 code for a protein of 404 amino acids. Gene Ontology annotation, molecular function: DNA binding. The transcript has 3 exons. NCBI's taxonomy places the organism in Eukaryota, Metazoa, Chordata, Actinopteri, Cypriniformes, Cyprinidae. The record is from RefSeq and is a predicted model, not a curated record.